Stereum hirsutum FP-91666 SS1 is the source of this 972-nucleotide messenger RNA. RefSeq lists its product as uncharacterized. Bases 1 to 972 code for a protein of 323 amino acids. The record is from RefSeq and is a predicted model, not a curated record. The transcript has a single exon. Lineage: Eukaryota; Fungi; Basidiomycota; Agaricomycetes; Russulales; Stereaceae.
AUGUCCCUCUACGCCGCCUUCGAGGUUGUUCUACUUCACUUCUGGAGCUAUCGAGAACUCGCCAUCCUCAGUAUGACUUCCCACUCUAUGAAACAAGUGGUAUCGCAAGUCGUGGCAGCACGUAUCAAGGGUUACCUUCGAUUAUGGCUCAGUCCGCACUUGUCAUUUUGGCCCGCGUUGGAGGAGUUGAAGGGCGUUAUCGGGGGGGCGUUCGUUUUGCGUGUCCUGGCUCAGGGCUCGCCUGGGUGGCUCCCACGUUCACUCGACAUCUACUUGGUGGGUGACGCAUCCUGUGUUGCGAUGAAGGAGGUUCUCGAGCAGCACGGUUACACAAACUGGUCUGUGAGGGAUUGUCGUCGCCAGCCGCGCCACACAGUUAUUGGCGACCGUUUUGUUUGGUCGAAGGGCACGAUUGUCGAUGCCAUCUAUGAAGCCAAUCUCGGCCCGCGCGUUGUACGCCUCUAUUCCAUCGACCACGUCGACGCACUCUCAGCCAUACCCCACCACUGGUCGACUCUGUUCAUCAACGCAAUCAUGACAGAUCGCCUCCUCUGCGCUUAUCCUAGGACGACGUUGAUCCAGGAGGGACUCAUCUCACCAGGAAGUUGGAAGUCGGUGUUUUUCCCAGGUUUGCGUCAAUGUGUUGUGAGCGGGUUUCGGAUCCAUGGGUGGGACGGUGACGGGUCAGACGGUACGCGGGUAGGCAUUCGGCAUGGAUACAGAGCGGAUGAUUUGCGGUCUCUCGGUGACGGCAAGACUCUUUGCCUCAGAGUCGACGCAUCCAACCUUCGCGAUAGUCCCGUAUCUAACACGUUCGGAGAUAGUCGAGCUCGCUUAGUGUCAUGGCAGUAUGGUGCGUGCUCCCCUGCUUAUAUGGGAGGAUAUGUUCCUCAGGUCCAGAUUCUAGAACCGCGCAGGCACGGGGAGCGUUAUGCGUUGCGCCAAGAGUGGCUGGAUGGUGAUUGGGACUGA